AUCCUCGAGGGGGCGCCGGGCCGCAGGGUAAAGGGCGCGGGGAGGGCGGGGCCCGCAGGAGGAAGCGCAGUGGUCGGCGAGGACGGGGAGGGCCCGCGCAGGGCGGAGGACGCCGCGGCUCGUCAACAACUUUUAAUGAGCUCCCCUGGCGUCCCAGCCCGGGCCUAGGCACUGCGAGGGUCACGGAAAGAGACCCUGUCCUGUGCUCCAGGUGUUUACCGUCCCGGCGGGGAGGCAAAACAACAGCCAGGAGCGGCUAAAACUGAACGCGGCAAACGCCGCAGCUCCAGAGCAGCUGUAAGCCCCGCUGUCAUCCACGCUGCGUAGCCGCCUCGCCGGUGUGUUAGGGAAUUCCAAGCACACAUGGAAGGUCGUGACCUCCUAGGAACUGGUCCCGGGGCUGGUGACGAAGGCCCAGAGAAAGCAGGGCAGGGACAGGGCAUGAAGCUGCCAGAGCCCUGCCCACACUGACCUGCCCGAUGGGACACAGAAGGCGGAGUGGGGGAUUAGACGCCUCAGCCCAUCACGUGCUGCCUGACACCUGCCACGGCCGCCUCGUAGCCAGGAGUCCCAGACCUCCUGGUGCCGGCGCCGGGUGCCGGGUGACCGGCUCUGUGGGGGAACGCUAGGCCUCCUCCUCGCAGUCUUGGAAGGCCCCAAGUUGGCAGCCAGGAUGUCCAUGCAGGGCGUCCACCUCCUGAAGCCCGAGGCCCCAUGCCUGUCGUCUGGGAUCCCCGAGUCCCCAGGCUGCCAGCGGCGCCACACGCUCCCUGCCAGCGAGUUUCGCUGUCUCACCCCAGAGGACGCCGUCAGUGUGUUUGAGAUCGAGCGUGAAGCCUUCAUCUCUGUCUCGGGCACCUGCCCCCUGUACCUGGAUGAGAUCCGGCACUUCCUGACGCUGUGUCCAGAGCUGUCCCUGGGCUGGUUUGAGGAGGGCUGCCUUGCAGCCUUCAUCAUCGGCUCGCUCUGGGACCAGGAGAGGCUCUCUCAGGAGUCGCUGACGCUGCACAGGCCCGGGGGCCGCACAGCCCACCUGCACGUACUGGCUGUGCACCGCACCUUCCGACAGCAGGGCAAGGGCCCCAUCCUGCUCUGGCGCUACCUGCAGCACCUGGGCGGCCAGCCAGCCGUGCGCCGCGCCACGCUCAUGUGUGAGGACGCGCUGGUGCCCUUCUACGAGAGGUUCGGCUUCCACGCCGUGGGCCCGUGCGCUGUCACCGUGGGCUCGCUCACCUUCACGGAGCUCCAGUGUGCCCUGCGGGGCCACGCCUUCCUGCGUAGGAACAGCGGCUGCUGAACAGGAGGCCCCCCUGGGGUCCCCUCCUCGGCCCUGGGCUCACAGUGGAGAAGGGAUGGGCAAAUAAAGAGAGCCGGCUUCUUCCAGCCCGGCUGCUCCAACUGUGGAGUGGUGCGUCCUCUGUGAUCCACCUGGCCCUCCCGUGUUCCAGCCAAACUCCGCACUGUCUCAGGGAGCCCCUUUCAGCUCCCAGCCCUGAAUUGGGGGGCAGCUGGGAGCAGGAUGGGGGGAGACGAGGCCGUAGGAGGGUGGCAGCCUUGGGGCAGGGAAGGCAGUGCAGGGGUCCGCCCACUGCUCACCCAGCAGGCACCCGUGUGCCCACCUGUCUCCCCAGGCAGGCCCUGCCCUCCCCCACCCCCACCCAUGCUUCUGCCCACAAUACAGACCUUCAUACCCCACGGCCUCCCUGGUGCCCCUCAGUGCAGUGUGGAGGGUCGUGGUGAGGCCCAGGAGCAAUGAGACACGUCCCCUGCUAAAGUGACGAAGGCUGAACCUUCUCCCAGCACCAGCUCUGGGUGGGCCACUCCCCACCGCCCCCUCACUGCCCAGAACAAAGGCAGAGCAGGCAGGGAUGGGGUCGCAGGAUUCAACCACCCUCUUAGGGACCCGAGGUCUGCCGACAGGCUACGCAAGCUCUCGGGGUCAGAAACGACACACUCUUCCCUAGACAGCCCCAUUUAAUACAGAUGAGACGUCACCCACAUGAGUUAGCGUUCCUUUGAGAAACUGAGAACAAUAUAAACCGGUACAGAUCUGG
Tupaia belangeri chinensis (Chinese tree shrew) is the source of this 2054-nucleotide messenger RNA. RefSeq names its product aralkylamine N-acetyltransferase (gene AANAT). Gene Ontology annotation, molecular function: aralkylamine N-acetyltransferase activity. The record is from RefSeq and is a predicted model, not a curated record. NCBI's taxonomy places the organism in Eukaryota, Metazoa, Chordata, Mammalia, Scandentia, Tupaiidae. Gene Ontology annotation, biological process: circadian rhythm; melatonin biosynthetic process; response to light stimulus. The transcript is spliced from 5 exons. Bases 674 to 1297 code for a protein of 207 amino acids. Gene Ontology annotation, cellular component: cytoplasm.